Asparagus officinalis (garden asparagus) is the source of this 1101-nucleotide messenger RNA. Its product is annotated as syntaxin-61-like. The transcript has 8 exons. Lineage: Eukaryota; Viridiplantae; Streptophyta; Magnoliopsida; Asparagales; Asparagaceae. Gene Ontology annotation, biological process: Golgi vesicle transport. The record is from RefSeq and is a predicted model, not a curated record. The coding region runs from base 153 to 902 and encodes 249 amino acids. Gene Ontology annotation, cellular component: membrane.
CCCGACCCGAUCCGCUCCCAUUUAUUCUCCUAAUCUGCCUUCUUCAGUUGAUCUUCACCCCGCUAUCAUCACCGGAGCGAAAGCGGAGCUCCGACUGUGAAAUUCCAGAUCGCGGUCGUUAUUUCCCCGAGAUCUGUUGUUCGACGACGAGAAUGAGCUCCGCUCAAGACCCGUUUUAUAUAGUUAAAGAAGAGAUUCAGGAAUCAAUUGACAAUCUGCAAGCUACUUUCCGACAGUGGGAACGAACUCAAUCAAACACUGGGGAGUAUGUUCAUCUAACCAAAGAAAUUAUUGCAAGCUGUGAAAGCAUCGCUUGGCAGGUGGAUGAACUGAACAAGACAAUCACAGUAGCUGCACAAGAUCCGGCAUUCUAUGGACUUGAUGAAAUUGAGCUUGAAAAACGUAGGAAAUGGACUGCUACAGCUCGUAACCAGGUGAACACUGUGAGGAAAGCAACAGAAUCUGGCAAGGAAAAUGGUAGUUCAGUAGGUUAUGGUCUCAGUGGAAUGCGCCAAGACCUAAUGAGGCUUCCAAAUGAUUAUGCUCUUCAGUCUGGCAUAUCAAACCACCGUGUUGCUAAUGACAAUGAUGAUUUCAUCUCAUCAGAAUCCGAUAGACAACAACUUCUUAUAAGGCAGCAAGAUGAGGAGUUGGACGAGCUUAGUGCAAGUGUUCAGAGAAUUGGAGGUGUAGGGCUUACUAUACAUGAAGAGCUCUCUGGGCAGGAUAGGAUUUUGGGUGACCUGAGUAUAGAGAUGGAAACCGCAUCAAAUAGGUUGGACUUUGUGCAGAAAAAAGUGGCUAUGGUCAUGAAGAAAGCUAGCGCAAAGGGACAGUUAAUGAUGAUAGUAUUCUUGGUGGUUCUCUUUAUCAUUCUUUUUAUCUUGGUUUUCUUCACAUAGAAGAGGCAUAGGAGUAUAUAGCGGUCUAGCUUGUUACUUUCAGUGUAAACAUUUGUGGAUCGCUUGCAUUUGUUUUACUAUCAAAAUAUGUUUUGGUCUACACAGUGAUUCUUAAAACUGUAAAUUUAGAACAUCGAAUAUCAAGUUUUGCUGAAUGAUAAGUAUUGAAGGCAAUGUGAAUAAUGAGGAGUUCUAAUGA